UUCAGCAAAGGUACACCAACUAUAUAGCUGGGUAUGUGCUACUUACAUUAGGUUUCUGUGUAAAUACUAUGGAAAACACAUCGACAUUUACUACAUUUAUUCUGGACGGCUACUUUAUUUUGGACAAGCAGAAGCAUUUGUACUUCACUAUUUUUCUUUUUGUCUAUGUUGCAAUUGUUCUGCUAAAUGCACUUCUGAUUGCAGUCAUCUACACUGAGAGGACGCUGCAUAAUCCCAUGUUCAUUCUUGUGUGCCAUCUAUCUGUUAAUGAUAUCUAUGGCAGCUCCAGUCUGAUCCCUCAUCUGUUAUUUAACCUCGCUACUCAGUUUUAUAAGAUUUCUCUGACAAACUGUCUGAUACAAAUAUUCUGCCUGCAUACUUUCAAUAUUAUUGAACUAACUAUAUUGGCAGUUAUGGGAUACGAUCGAUAUAUUGCAAUCUGUCACCCACUUCGUUAUCACAGCCUGAUGUCUCCCAGAAAACUUCAGAUUAUAGUUAUUUUUAUGUGGUUUUAUCCUUUAAUUACAUUUCUCUGUUAUGAAUCAUUAACUAUACGCUUAACUUUCUGCAAUGCAAUUAUUACUAAGACACACUGCGUCAAUUUUGAACUUAUUAAACUCUCCUGCACAGAUAUCACUGUUCACAGCAUUAUCGGCCUUUCAACUAUGGUUCUGUUUAUGCUUCCACAGAUGCUGGUGAUUUUGUUUUCUUAUGCACAGAUUUUGCGAGUUUGCCUUUAUUCUUCUAAAGAAUGUAAAACAAAAGCAGUUCAGACAUGUACUCCUCAUCUUCUCACUCUUUUAAAUUAUUUUAUCGGGUGUUUCUUUGAGAUCAUCCAAAGCAGGUACAACAUCAGCUAUUUGCCUUAUGACUUCCGCACUUUCAUGGCUCUGUAUUUUAUGAUAUUUCCACCUCUGUUUAAUCCUAUUAUUUAUGGUAUGAGUGGUCGUGUGAUAAGGAACUUUGUUUAUGAAUUUGUCUUUUGUAAAAAAGGUGGGUGUGUUAAAACAUUAAGCAAUUAAUUGUUUUUUUUGUCAAAUACACUAAAAGAGUAAAAACUGGCAAACAUGUCAAACUGCUCAUAUUACUGAAACUAAAUUAAUCUGACAGUAAAUACACAACCCCAUUGUGUUAAUACUGAAAACUGAGCCACUUUAGGAUGCUCUUCAGACCAUAACUGUGUGCUUUGGUAUAUUAUCAGUUGUUAAAAUAGUGUAUAAUAUUAUAUAGCUAUAUAUGACUAUAGAAGUCUAUUUAGUUGAUGCAAACACGUUUAAUCAUUGUUAUAUAUUUCUUUAACUAAAUUAACUUCCCAAGCUAAAUAUGUAAAAAAUAUGCACAACAGAAUAAACACGUCUGGUGAAAAAAGGCAAACAAGGUUGUUAAUAUGACAUAUUGUAUGUUUUUAAUGAUUUUUUCAAUAAAUAACUGGGGGAAACUAGUUGUCCUUAUUGUGUAGUAUUAGUGAUAUUGUUGGAAUGUUAUCUAUUACAUCAGCAGAUGACAUGGCUCUACAAACCAUCACUGAUGUGCUGUGAAGUUUUCACCAUCAGUGAUGGAUUGGAGAGACAUGUCAUCUGCUGGUGUUGGUCUACCGUGUUUUAUCAAGUCCAUAGUCAGUGCAGUGUUUUUCCGCAAAAUCUGACAGCACUUCAUGAUUCCCUCUACUGACAACUUUUAUGCAGAUGCGGAUUUUAUUUCCCAGCAGGACUUGGCACACUGCCCACACUGCCAAAAGUACCAAUUGUUCUUAUAUAAUAUUGUAAUUUUCUGAGACACUGAUUUUUGUUUUUUCAUUGUCUGUAAGUCAUAAUCAUCCACAAUAAAAUAAAUAAACACUUAAAA
Astyanax mexicanus (Mexican tetra) is the source of this 1845-nucleotide messenger RNA. Its product is annotated as olfactory receptor 142-like. Gene Ontology annotation, molecular function: olfactory receptor activity; G protein-coupled receptor activity. Lineage: Eukaryota; Metazoa; Chordata; Actinopteri; Characiformes; Acestrorhamphidae. Gene Ontology annotation, cellular component: membrane. Bases 69 to 1022 code for a protein of 317 amino acids. Gene Ontology annotation, biological process: G protein-coupled receptor signaling pathway. The transcript has 2 exons. The record is from RefSeq and is a predicted model, not a curated record.